This is a messenger RNA of Leucoraja erinaceus (little skate), 2796 nucleotides long. It is a transcript of the gene cmtr1, whose product is annotated as cap methyltransferase 1. NCBI's taxonomy places the organism in Eukaryota, Metazoa, Chordata, Chondrichthyes, Rajiformes, Rajidae. The record is from RefSeq and is a predicted model, not a curated record. Gene Ontology annotation, molecular function: nucleic acid binding; methyltransferase cap1 activity; protein binding. Gene Ontology annotation, cellular component: cytoplasm; nucleus. Gene Ontology annotation, biological process: 7-methylguanosine mRNA capping.
GAUUGGCGCCGGUGUGUGUUGGGGCGGAGCCGGGAGCGGGAUCCAGGCAGGGUCGGGCCGGGCGGAGAUGAAGCGCCGCGCCCCCGAUCGUGAGGCCGAGGACUGGGCCCCGGCAGCGGCGCGGCGCCGGCGGCAGGAGGAGGAGGAGGAUGAGGAGGAGGAGGAGGAGGCGGCGAGUGGGCCCGCGGAGGGAAGCGAGCAGGAGGCGGCCGCCAGCAGUGAUGAUGAGGAUGAGAGCCUGGAGCUGCGGCCGGGGCUGGGGAUGGCCGGCCUUGCUGAGGCUGGAGGAUCAGCCGAGGCCCUGGCCACCGACUCCGAACCCGCCAAGUACGCCAUGUACAACAGCGUGUCACAGAGGCUCAUGGCCAAGAUGGGUUUCCGUGAAGGGGAAGGUCUGGGCAAGUUUGGCCAGGGCCGGCGGGAGAUUGUGGAGGCAUCCGUGCAGAGGGGCCGCCGGGGGCUGGGCCUCAAGGUGAAGGGCUUCGACGGAGACCUGGACGUGGAAUGGCAGGAGGAGGCCGAGCCCAGUGCCUUCGAGAGGGUGGAAUGGUUUCCGGAAUGUUCCCAGGAGAUCCCGCAAGCUACAGAGCUGUGCGACUGGAUGUGUGUCGGUCAGCGCAAGAUGGAGAUUGAGGACGAGACCGAGUUCUGUGACGAAGAGCUUCUGAGCGACCUGCUGCGGUGUAAGAGUGUGUUUGAUGAGCUGGAGGGUGAGGAGAUGAGGCGAGCACGGACCCGCUCCAACCCCUACGAAACCAUCCGUGGGGUCUUCUUCCUCAACAGGGCGGCGAUGAAGAUGGCCAACAUGGACCAUGUGUUUGACCGCAUGUUCACCAACCCGCGCGAUAGCCAGGGGCGGCCGCUGGCACGUGACCGUGACGGGGAGCUGCUGUACUUUGCUGACGUGUGUGCGGGCCCGGGGGCUUUCUUCUCGGAGUACGUGCUGUGGAGGCGGCGCUGGCAUGCCAAGGGCUUCGGCCUCACCCUGCGCGGCCCCAACGACUUCAAGCUGGAGGACUUCUUCGCUGCCUCCAGCGAGCUCUUCGAGCCCUACUACGGUGGGGGGGGGGUGGAUGGUGACGGGGACAUCACUCGGCCGGAGAACAUCAGCGAGUUCCGUCGCUUCGUGAUGGAGAAUGGAACAUGAGCACCGGGGGUGCACUUCCUCAUGGCCGACGGGGGGUUCUCGGUGGAGGGACAGGAGAACCUGCAGGAGAUCCUCAGCAAGCAGUUGCUGCUCUGCCAGGUGCUGGUGGCACUCAGCGUGGUGCGGACAGGCGGUCACUUUGUGUGUAAGACCUUUGACCUGUUCACACCGUUCAGCGCUGGCCUCAUCUACCUGCUCUUCCUCUGCUGCUUCGACCGCAUCUCCCUCUUCAAACCUCUCACCAGCCGGCCCGCCAACUCUGAGCGGUACGUGGUGUGCCGGGGGCUGCGGGAGGGGGCGGACGCGGUGCGUGACUACCUCUUCAGCACCAACCAGAAACUGAACCAGCUGAGGGACACGGGGCAGGAUGUCACCUCCCUCGUGCCCCCCGACCAGCUGCACGCCCAGGACACCUUCUGUAGCCACCUCCGCCACUCCAACGAGAGCCACGCGCUGCAGCAGCAGGUCAAGGCUCUGGCGAAGAUUCAUGCCUUCAUCCGUGAUCCAAACCUCAACGAGCUGCGUCAGGCGGACAUACGCAAGGAGUGCCUGAAGCUGUGGGGGAUACCGGACAAGGCUCGAGUCACACCCUCCUCCUCCGACCCACGCAAUCGCUUCCAGCAGCUCAUCCAGGGUGGGGAGGUGGAGUCGUUCAGCUCACGGCCCACGCUGCUGUCCCCGGACACCAUCGACCGCAUCUCCCACGUGCUGGAUUACCGCUGCAUGGUGGCGGGGGGCGAGCAGAACUUCCUGCUGGGGGCAGGGAAGUCACAGAUCUACCUGUGGGACGGGGAGACGCCGAUGCGAUGGAAGAAGCUGGAGAACUUCAAGACGGAGCUGCCCAGGGAGACGCUGCUCCUGUGUGGAAUCAUCCAGGAGCUGAAGGGAGAGGGCAAGGCCCAGAGACGGAUCAGCUCCAUCCACAUCCUGGACGCUCUCAUCCUCAACGGCACCGACAUCCGGGACCAGCACUUCAACCAGAGGAUCCAGAUGGCGGAAAAGUUUGUCCGGGCUGUGUCCAAGCCCAGCCGCUCCGACAUGAACCCCAUCCGCGUGAAGGAGGUGUACAGACUGGAGGAUCUCGACCGGAUAUUUGUCAGGUUGGAGAUGAAGGUGACGAAGGGUUCGGGGGGGGUUCCCCGUCUCUCCUACACUGGCCGUGACGACCGGCACUUCCUGCCCACCGGCCUGCACGUGGUGAAGACCGUCAACGACCCCGGGAGCAUGGUGUAUAGUCGCUCCACUGGACGCAAGUACUUCUACAACACUCACUCGCAGGAGACCACCUACGAGCUGCCCCCCGACUCUGGUCACCCCCUUUCCCCUGUGUGUCACCAGCAGCGACUGUUCUGGACCUGGGAGGAAGGGGUGCGUGUACAUGACUGCCAGACUCGCCGUGACCCCGGCAAGCUGUCCAAGGACGACGUGCUCUCCUUCAUCAAGGAGCACCACCAGGCCUAGGGAUGGGAGUGGGGUCUCCCUGCCCCCCCGGGCCCCCCCGGGCAUCCACACCCCUCUCUGGGCAACGGUCUCCGAGCUCCGGCAUCUGCCCCAGUCUGAUCCGAUCCGCUCCAGCCUCUCCGGGAACUGCCCGGGUCGGACUUCAGUCCCCAUUCUAAGGUCGUCUGUGUCCCCCCCCCCCCCCCCCC